Messenger RNA from Parnassius apollo (apollo), 969 nucleotides. Lineage: Eukaryota; Metazoa; Arthropoda; Insecta; Lepidoptera; Papilionidae. The record is from the annotation of a GenBank genome assembly.
AUGUAUGUGUAUGCUGCACAGAUAGUUUUUGUUAGUGCAAUAUUCAUCGGUUACCAAGGGCUGAACUUCGAAAAUGCGCAUAAAUGGGUUUCGGUGGUUGUCCGUGACGUUGUCUACAUGUUAAUAAUAAAAGGGUCCACUGAAGCCUGUGCAGUAGGCUUCAACGCGUUACAUUCUAAGCACUCGACGGACAUUGCCCAAAUUAUAAAUGACACCAAAAAAUUUCUGUUCAUUACGGUGUUAUCUAUUGGUUUUUUAAUUUAUAAUAAACAGAAAGUUCUCGGAGAGGAUUUCCUAUUCUGGUAUAUUGCGCACCUAAUAACGAAGUAUCCAGAAAUGGAACAAGCAGCGUCAACUAUCAAUUAUGGUGUCGGUAUGGCGUGCAGUUUCUUCGAAGGCUAUUUAGUUCAUGUGAUUCCGAGCGAUGGAGCCAAAUUCGUGGGCUUCGAAGAGAAUAUGAACAUUUACGAGGCAAGCCAGGGGAUAGUGUUCCCUGUCAAGAGGUUGUUCUUAGUGAUAACGAAAUCCCUAUACUGUCCGCCCGAUCUGAAGCAUUUUAACAAGAACAACAGGAAGGAUCUGCCGUAUUUAGAGGCCUGUCAGUCAUUAGAGGAAGUGGUGAAAGACGUGGCUGGCGUGAAGAAUCGGACGUACCGCAACACGGCAUACAAAAUAUACCGACCGGGGAAGUCGCCAGUGUAUUUAGCGGCAGAGUGUCCGACGCCGCUGCACACCUUGCAUCGCGUUUUGGAGAAGACUUCUCUUUAUGAAGAAUUAGCCAAGGCGAAUAUUCAAGAGAUCGUGAACGACUUCUGCAGAAUGUUGCGCUCUAUAAUCGCCAAGAGUCCAGAGUACAGAAAUAAGUGCGAGCUCGUUUAUUAUGACGAUACUGACCCCACACAAAAUCUGGCGGACGUAUUGCUGGACCGGUUGCGCUUAUUGGCACCACAUUUUGAGUUUGAAAAAUAA